GCAUGACAAAAGCGCGCCACAUCUGCCGAUAAGUCAGCUCCGAGAAAACCAGUUUGCUGCAGUCGAUCCUUAAAUCUCGGAAUAGAAAUUCGCGAUGAAUCUUGAAAUUCCCCCAGAUGCUUUAGCAGCAAACCAAGCGUCGAGGGCAGGGAAAACUCCAGAAGAGUGCAGGAUCCUUAAAGCCAAGGACUAUAAACUGCAUGGUCUAACAAGAUACACAGAAGGACAUAUGAAGGAAUCAUUCUAUUUCAUACAAGUUGUAAAUCCUAGGUUUGGGCUUGCUGCCUCUCCCGAAGAAGGAUGCGACCGAGAAAAGGAACUAAUCGAAAAUGUGAUUUUGGUAGUAAACAAAAUGAAACCGAAGCCCCGUUUUCUUUCAAUUUUUGGGAAUUUCACACAUUCAAUUCCUUCUGGGAAUAAUUACUUCGCUGAAUCGGAGACUUUCAAGACAACCUUCGAAAAUCUGGACCCUGGAAUUCCUGUUAUUUGUGUCUGUGGCAAAAACGAUAUGGAAGCAACAACGGAGAGUGUCGAGGCAUACAGGAAAAAUUUUGGUGAAGAGUGGUUUUCAUUUUGGGUCGAGGGUGUGCAAUUUGUAGUGCUAAACUCUCUUUAUUUUCGCGAGCUAAGUGAUUUAGAAAGCUUUAAACAAGAACAACAAGAAUGGCUAGAGUCGGUUUUCUUGGAAGCGCAAGUAAAUCCCCCACAGAAAAUCGUGGUUCUUCAAAGCGUCGCGUGGUUCCGCAGCGAUGGUGGCGAGCCGGAAGACGACCAUAACAUAGACUUAAAAACACGACAGCAGGUACUAGCAAAAAUGAGAGAAGCGAAUGUCCGAGCGAUAAUAUCAGGAGAUUCUGAUUCUAUAGGGAAAGAUGGAGACAUCGAAGCUAUUUGUACAAGUUCGCUAAAUAGCGCGGAAAACGGGCCUAUGUUUCGAAUUUUUAAAGUCCACGCUGAUGGCUUAGCGCACCGUUUGUUUAUACCAGACAACACCCCAGAUGAUUUGAAUAUAGCAUUCUCGUAGGUAAUAGGCAAAUUCAUCGGGCGUAGAGGUCACCUGUAAGCCCGUUGGCUGGCUAGUGUUGACAUUCUCGCAGGCUGAAGACCUGCUCGUGACCGCUACAAAGAUUUUUUUUUUUACAUAUAACUAACCUUUUCAAGUUUUGUCUGACAAAUUAUUUAUUUUUGGCAAAGACUGGAGCCUUGGAAACCAUUAUUAUGUCUUGGAAUGUAGCGAAAACAAUUAGUGUAAACUUAGCUUUGUUUUGUUAAUUUCGUUUUUUGAUUUUAUCAUCGGCGAUGAUAACGUUUGAUAAAUAUUCAGCAAAGACGAACGCUGUUCGAAUUUAUAAUUUCUCGACUAAAAUCAAAAGGAUUUACAACAGAA
Molecule: messenger RNA, 1387 nt
Organism: Nematostella vectensis (starlet sea anemone)
Lineage: Eukaryota; Metazoa; Cnidaria; Anthozoa; Actiniaria; Edwardsiidae
Product: serine/threonine-protein phosphatase CPPED1
Exons: 1
Coding region: 95-1024 (309 amino acids)
Source: RefSeq, a predicted model, not a curated record